AUGGGUGAUGACGACGAUAAAAAAUAUUUGAAAAAAUGUUUGAGAGACACAAUUGAUGCUGUUCAUGAAGCAAUAGCACAAUUACGACCAAAUCAACAAAAUGCACAAGCAUCGACUACUGAUAUUCAUUCAUUUACAUUAGAUAAAUCUGAAGACACUCAGAUGGAUGUUCUUAGAAUGGAAAUUGAAAAUACAGUUAAAAAUAAUGCCAAACAUCUAAGCGAUAUUUGUCGUAAUUACCUAUUCAAUUUUCUACAACAAUAUCACUUCGAUGAAAAAACAAGAAAAUUUACGAAUUCAUUCAAUAUGGACAGUCUUAAUCCAUUCGAACAUGAUCUAGAAGCUGCAUUAGCUGCAAUAGACGCAUUUACUGCAGCAUGGAACGGAGACAAGGAUACAGUAUUACAGUUCGUAAACAAGUAUCCAACACUUAAGGACAAACCUGGCCUACACGGAACAACUCUAUUAUAUUCAGCAGCCAAAAAUAAUCGUGAGAUACUCGUUAGAUAUCUUGUACAGGAAGUUCAUUGCGCUAUAAAUGCUCAAAAUCAACAAGAACUUGAAGAUGUAUUGCAAAUACAUUUAGCAAGUACAUAUCGUAACAUAAGCCCAUCAGCUGGUUCAACAGCACUUCACGGUGCUUGCUUCAACGGACAUUUGAACAUUGUUAAAUAUUUGAUUAAAUAUAAUGCUGAUUAUUUCAUUCGAAAUCAACUACUAGAAACACCACUAAUGAAUGGACAAAUUUAUUCACAGAUUCAGGCAUUUUUUGAAGAUUUUCUUAUCCUCGGUUAUUCUGUCACAACAAAAAAGUUACCCGAAAAACCAAUUUCAGAAAGAACAAAAGACGAAAUAUUUGAUUGUAUUUGGGAAUAUACAUCAUCAGAUGAUCAACAAUGGAUCCGAUUUUCGCAUGAUGAGUCAAAGGAAUUAAAUAAAGCAUUAAUAGUAUUACCUGAUCAGGAAAUGCAACGUACAGUCUAUUUGGGUACACCACCAAAUACUUUUAGUGCUUCAAUUAUUGAAUUUCGGCGAUCUGGUAAAAAUCGUGACCCAAAAAGUCAUCGUGCAUGGGUUCGAUGUCGUGGUUCAUCAAUUAUCAAUUUUGAUUGUUUUUCACGAUGGCAAAUAAUGCUUUUCAAACAUAAUGAAAUCACAACUCAAAGCGAACCAUCUAUGAACAUAGUUGAUAUACCAACAAUUUACGAUAGCCACUUUCAAUUACAGCUCAAUUGUUGGUAUAAUUGUACGAGAAAUAUCAAUUCACAUCUUGACAAUGCGAUGAAUUAUCGACGAAAACGAAUCACUUUCGAUCUACAAUUUGUAGGAAAUGAUUUGGAAUUCGACCUUCAAACAUUUACAUUUACAAAUAGAGAACAAAC
Molecule: messenger RNA, 1382 nt
Organism: Didymodactylos carnosus
Lineage: Eukaryota; Metazoa; Rotifera; Eurotatoria; Philodinida; Philodinidae
Source: the annotation of a GenBank genome assembly